GUCACUAGCGCUACCAAGGUCACCGUGGUUUCUGCGUCCUUCUUGUCUGCUGGCCCCGUGGUUGAUCUGGUUUUGGACGACUCCAGUUUGGUUUUGGCUCACCGGCCUUUGUCUGCCGACCAUGUCUUCAACCUUGUUGAGUUGUGCUCUGGUGUUGGAAUUUCGUCCAUUGGAUUUUCUCGAGUCGGUUUUCGACAUAGGUGCUCAGUCGAACGACAGCCAAAGCUUGCUGAACUUCAUAGCCUGCUGCACCCACAGGUUCCAAUUGUAUGUGCCGACAUCACCCAAGACACAACAGCCGGCCUUGUUUUUGCGCAUUGCCCUGACCCUUGCACCAUCAUGUCAGGCAUAGCAUGUCAGCCGUUUUCACGAGGUGGCUCACAACGAGGUCAGCAGGACAGCAGAUCCACAUCACUCCCAGGCACCCUCCGUAUGAUGUACCUGUUGCAGUCUCCUGCAUUGGUCUUAGAAUGCGUGGUGCCCGCCAGAGACAACAUGUAUGUCCGAGGUCACUUGCAGGCUCUGGUGGAUCAACUGGGAUACCAUGUGGUUGAAUGUUCGCUGCGCCUUGAGAAUGUUUGGUCAGCUUGCAGAUACCGUUGGUGGGUCAUCGCAACGCAUCCAUGCAUUGGACCAGUGAAGAUUCCAGCCUUCCCAACAGGCUCAUCGCUGGUUGUCAGAGACCUCAUGCCGUAUGUACAUAGAUGGCCAUCAGAUGACGAAACCCAGCUCAUUUUGCAUGGACCGGAACUUGAACGUUUCCAACUGGGUGGGCAGUCACUUCGGCAACACCAGGUCAAGCCUGACAUCAAGCUUCCAACUGCACUUCACUCAUGGGGAAAUCAGACGCAGCCGUGUGAAUGUGAAUGCAGGCCAUCAGGUUUCAGUGAUGAACUGUUGACCACCAAAGGUCUGUACGCUCAGCUCCUGCAGCUUCCAGCAACAGAAGGACAGGCAGGAGCAUGGCGACACUUGCAUGUGCUGGAAGUUUGUUUGUUGAAUGGAGUGCCUUUGAACCUUCCAUGGGGUUGCAACCAGCGGCUCAACUUGUGUGCAAUUGGACAGAUGGCAUGCCCGAUGCAUUCAAUUUGGUUGGCAGCUUCGCUUGCACGUCACAUGCAAAUGUUGUUUACGAAUACCAGCCCCGCAGACCCAACUGCACUCCUCCAGGCGCUGAAACAUGAAGUCAUGACUCAAGGACGUGACCUUUUCCCGAGCGUCCCACGUCAGCCAAUUGCUCCUGACAGAUGCGCCAUCACCAUCCAAGAGCCAGGACUUAGUGCAUGGACUUUGGUGUUUCCUCCAACAACGGUAGUCAAGGAUUUGAUCCUGGCACAUGGACGUCUUCAUGCAAUCCCCCUGGAUGAAAUUUGGGUCAAAGAUGAUGAGAACAACCUCACAACACAUGAAGCGAAGUUGUCACUGUUCCCCCGUCUCACCAUUGGCAAGUAUGAGGAUUUGUACCCAUAUGACCCUUCGAUUGGAUCCGCUGAGGUACCACAAGCUCUUGCAGAUCUGAAUGCGGACACUCAGAUGGAUUGUCUUCUGACCAUGAUGAUUGUUGGAAUUGCGUGCUCCUCAGCUGUUGGCGAUGUUGCCACCAUUAGUCCCCGCGAUGUUGAACUCUGUUCAUCCAUGCGGCGUCCCACUGUUCCAGUCGACACAAGACUCUCCUUGCUUGACAACCAGGCACAUGCAUGGGCUGAUGAUGAAGUUUGGUGGCAUUUGAGCGCCAUUGCCGUUCCGAAACCCAAAGAAACUGCCAUCUUGGAUCCGUUGAUCGCACACACAUGGCUCACAGCAGGCACACCGGCCGCGGUGCAGUACUGGGCCUCCAUGCAACCCAGAUUCAACCGCAUUGCAUCUGUUGUCCUGCUUGAUGGCCACUGGACUCCUUGCAUUUGGAUUUUGAGACCAGCUGAGUUGGAAGUCAUCCUGUGGGAACAUGAUGAUGUGGACAUCAAUGGUUUGAACUGUCUCCAUGGACUUUUGAGCUCGGUGUUUGGGUUACCACACUUUCGCACGUCAUGCACUCGUCGCCAAUUUGGAGAACAAAACUGUGGUGCAGCCGCCAUCAUCUUUCUGCAGCACCGUUUGACAGGCACCGCUUUGCCAGAAACAGCCGCUCAGUUGCAGGAUGCAGCAGAUGAACUCCGUGAAGCGUUCCGGCAGUCAAUGGAAGGGUUCAACCAGGUUCCACGACCAUGGUGUUGGGGCUCAGGUAUCACAGAUACGCAGUCCGUGCUCAACGCCUUGUUGCAACAACAUGGAGUGCCAAUUCAUGCAGCCCCGACCAGAGCCAAAUUGGUCCUGCAAAGCAUUGGCCAAGAUGCCGAACGCAAAGCCAAAAAGGCCAAUCCUAAAGCCACUGGACCCAAGGUCAUGCCGUCCAGACCCAUGGACAUUGACCCAGCCAAGUUGACCUUAGCCGUUUUGCAGAUCCUUCCACCACUGCAGACGUGCCGAGAAGACAGCUGCCAAUGCGGCAAAUGGCAUCCGACAGGUCCCGACACAGCUCAAGAUGCCCUGCUGGACGUGUUUCGCCGGCAAUUCUUUACAGAUGCAGGCAGACCCACCAAACAUGCACAGGCCAGUCACUUCAGCGUUCAGGUCAGGUAUCUGAAGUCCCAAGAACUUGCCCUUCUGCAGUUGUCAGGACUCCAUGGGGUGUAUCUUGAGCCCAGACUGCCAGAUGCAUCGGCUCCAACAGAUGAAUACCAGGUCGUUUGGCUCCCACAGGCCGACUUUGCCACUGCCCAGCACCAGUCCAAAUGCGAGCCGAUGAGCCUUGGCCUUGCACGAUCCGGACGAAGGUAUGGACCCCGUGUCACAGCCAAGAACUUCCAGCAAGUUUUUCAGAAGCUGAAGCCGGAUGGACAGUUCCUCUCACCAGAGCAUGGCACAGUGAUGGGGCCACAGAGCACCAUCGAGUUGUGCUCAUCCAAGAGCACCCUGGAUCCUUGGACAGUUCAAGACCCAUGGCAGCAGGCAUUGACCAAGGUUCCUGCCCAGCCAGCGCCCACCAUGACACCACAACUCCAGGAGUUGGAGGAAAGACUGGAACGUAGUAUCAUGGAGAAACUCCCCAUGGACCGCAUGGAAACCGACGACACAGAGGAUCGGUUGCAGACCCUGGAAAAGCAGAUGCAGCACCUUGCAAAUCGCCAUCAGGCGUUAGAGGGGACUGUUGCUGAAAACCAUCGCCAGCACUCUGCCCAGGUACAGACGUUGCAGGCCCAGAUGAUGUCCCAAAUGGAGGUGCAACGCACCCACAUGUCCAACAUGUUCGAGGAUCAAAUGAGCAAGCUGGAGACCAUACUUGCAAAGAAGGGCCGUUUUGAAUGA
Messenger RNA from Cladocopium goreaui, 3345 nucleotides. NCBI's taxonomy places the organism in Eukaryota, Dinophyceae, Suessiales, Symbiodiniaceae. The record is from the annotation of a GenBank genome assembly.